This is a messenger RNA of Symbiodinium necroappetens, 328 nucleotides long. NCBI's taxonomy places the organism in Eukaryota, Dinophyceae, Suessiales, Symbiodiniaceae. The record is from the annotation of a GenBank genome assembly.
AUGGCAAUCGACUUUUCCCUAUACAUCAGCAAAAGGAAUGCGCCCUACAUCAUCUGGACCGUCAUCGCGAUAGUCUGCGCCCUCUUCUUCCUCGUCGCGAACCGCGCCCCGAAGAAGAGCAGCGGUGAGCCCUCCUCGAAGCCUCGGCAAGAGCGGCAGCGCAAGCGGGUGAGCGUCUCCUUGGACGGCCUGCUGCUGGCUCUUCAGGACAACCGGACGGCCGUUGCCAACUUCUUGGAGCUCUGCCAGAGCUGCGAGGUUUUCCCAAUCGCGCUCGCGGGCAGCGAUGCCAAGGAGGAGGAGGCCCUGCAGAGCCCAGCCUCGAAAA